AUGAAUGUGGCAACACUGCCACACCUACAUAACCUCAUAACUUGAAUAUGUUUUGAUCUUAUUUAAAAUGCAGAAAAGUAUAACAUCAUUUUUCACUCCAGUAGGUCAAAAACCUAACAAAAAACAAGAACAAGAAAAUGGAAUUAAGGAGACAGAGAAGAAAACAAAGAGAAGUCGAAGUUCAAGUGAUGAGGAGGCUAAUGAGAGCCCUCCCAGUAAAUCUAAAAAUAAUGCCAAAAGGACUAAGUCUAUGGAUGCAUCGUCACCUGCAAAGGAAAAUAUAAACAUUAAUUCAUCAGGGAAGAAGAAAAAGAAAAUUGCCAUAAUUGAUUCUGACUCUGAAGAAGAAACAGUUGUGAAAAAUGAGGUAAAAGUAGAAGUAAAAGAAGAACCAAUAACUCCAGUUAAAGUGAAAGAGGAGACAUCCCCAAAAUGUGAAACAAAAGUUAAAAGUGAGGUGAAAUCACCAGUAAAUAUUAAAACUGAAAAGAAAACACCAGAAAGUAAUAAAAAAUCAUCUUCCAAAAAGGAAAAGGCUUCACCUAAAACCAAAAACAGUCCAAAAGAAGAGAAGAAAAAUGUUCUUAAUUUUGGCCAAACCAAAAAAGUUGAAAAGACUGACACAAACGUAUAUGAUCCAACAUUAUCAAAAUACGACCCAAUAGAACACGCCAUAUGGAAACGCGGAGAAAAGGUACCAUAUAUGGCAUUGUCCAGGACGUUGGAAGAAAUCGAAGUAAUUUCAGCCAGACUAAAAAUCGUGGAAAUCCUCAGCAAUUUUUUCAGAUCAGUCAUUGUUUUAACUCCUGAGGACUUAUUGGCCAGCGUUUAUUUGUGUUUAAACAAACUGGCACCAGCUUACGAGGGUCUGGAGUUGGGGGUGGCUGAAACCAGUCUAAUGAAAGCCAUAGCUCAAUCCACAGGUCGUACCGUCGCCCAAAUCAAGGCCGACUCCCAAACGGCCGGCGACAUAGGAAUCGUCGCCGAACAAUCCAAAAGCCAUCAAAAAAUGAUCUUCAAACCCGCCCCAUUGACAAUCCGGGGGGUUUUCGACAAGCUUAAAGAAAUUGCCAACAUGACUGGACACGCUUCACAAAACAAGAAGGUACAAAAAAUCCAGUCCAUGUUCGUGGCUUGUCAAGGUUCAGAGGCGAAAUUCUUGAUUAGAUCGUUGGCUGGUAAAUUACGUAUCGGCCUGGCCGAACAGUCGGUGCUCCACGCACUGGCUUUGGCGUGCACCACAACACCUCCUGGUCAAGAUUAUCCUCCUGAAGAAUUAAACAGGGCUAAAACCUUGGGGGCGGAUGCCUUCAAGGCGGAAUACGACAAAAUGUGCCUGAUAUUAAAGACUGCCUAUUGUGAGUGCCCCAACUACGACAUGAUCAUCGCAGUUAUACUAAAGGACGGCUUAACAGCUCUGCCAGAGAAGUGCAAGCUAACGCCGGGCAUUCCGCUGAAGCCAAUGUUGGCGCACCCCACCAAAGGUGUACAAGAAGUCCUACAACGCUUCGACAACAUGACGUUCACGUGCGAGUGGAAGUACGACGGUGAACGUGCUCAAAUCCACAUCGACGAAGAUAAGGUGCACAUUUUCAGCAGGAAUCAGGAGAACAACACUUCCAAGUAUCCGGACAUUAUUUCCCGGUUGGGUAAAUGCAGGAAGGAGACCGUCAAGUCGUGCAUUUUGGACUGCGAGUCCGUGGCCUACGAUCCAGAGAAGAAGCAGAUUCUGCCCUUCCAGAUUUUGAGCACACGUAAACGAAAAGAUGCUACAGAGGCGGACAUUAAAGUACAGGUGUGCGUCUUCAUGUUUGAUUUGCUGUACCUGAACGGCGAGUCUUUGAUUCGACGUCCCUUCAUUGAACGUAGGAACCUACUGAGAGAGCACUUCAGUGAAGUGGAAGGUGAGUGGAGCUUUGCCACUCACAUGGACACAACCAAAAUGGAGGAGGUGCAGGAGUUUCUAGAUGAGAGCGUUAAAGGCAACUGCGAGGGUCUGAUGGUGAAGACGUUGGAGAAAGACGCCACUUACGAAAUUGCCAAAAGGUCGCACAAGUGGCUGAAGCUAAAGAAAGAUUAUUUAGAAGGUGUUGGCGACACCUUGGACGUUGUUGUCAUUGGAGGGUAUUUGGGGAAAGGCAAGAGGACUGGAACGUACGGCGGGUUUUUACUGGCCUGCUACGACAAGGAUAAUGAGGAGUACCAAAGUAUUUGCAAAAUUGGAACUGGAUUUAAUGAUGACAUACUGGUGCAGCACUCGGAGUUUCUAAAGAACCAUGUCAUACCGAACCCCAAAACGUACUACAGGUACGACCCCUCCCUUGAACCAGACCAUUGGUUCGACGCGGUCCAAGUCUGGGAGAUCAAAUGUGCCGACUUGUCCCUGUCACCUAUCCACAGAGCUGGCCUCGGAAUUGUUGACCCAGAGAAGGGAAUUUCGUUGAGGUUCCCCCGUUUCAUCCGGAUCAGGGACGAUAAAGGUGUGGAAGAUGCGACUGAUUCGCAGCAAGUUGCGUACAUGUAUUCGAACCAGGAGCAAGUCAAAAAUCAACAAGGAAACAACAAAUUUGCCGAGGAAGAUUUUUAUUAAUCAGCUGUAAUUGUUCUAUGUUAAUACAAAUUUUAGCUGUUAAGUUUAAUGUUAUUUUCGAUACCUUAAUAUUAGAUUUCAUUAAAAUAUAUUAUAAAUUU
This is a messenger RNA of Aethina tumida (small hive beetle), 2691 nucleotides long. RefSeq names its product DNA ligase 1 (gene DNAlig1). NCBI's taxonomy places the organism in Eukaryota, Metazoa, Arthropoda, Insecta, Coleoptera, Nitidulidae. The record is from RefSeq and is a predicted model, not a curated record. The transcript has 13 exons. The coding region runs from base 68 to 2590 and encodes 840 amino acids. Gene Ontology annotation, biological process: Okazaki fragment processing involved in mitotic DNA replication; DNA biosynthetic process; DNA recombination. Gene Ontology annotation, cellular component: nucleus; mitochondrion. Gene Ontology annotation, molecular function: ATP binding; DNA binding; DNA ligase (ATP) activity.